Messenger RNA from Anopheles nili, 2940 nucleotides. RefSeq names its product protein arginine N-methyltransferase 9-like. Gene Ontology annotation, biological process: peptidyl-arginine methylation. The record is from RefSeq and is a predicted model, not a curated record. The coding region runs from base 1 to 2226 and encodes 741 amino acids. Gene Ontology annotation, molecular function: protein binding; protein-arginine omega-N monomethyltransferase activity. NCBI's taxonomy places the organism in Eukaryota, Metazoa, Arthropoda, Insecta, Diptera, Culicidae. The transcript has 2 exons.
AUGAGCAGUGAUGAAGAAAUUGGUGAGCUGAGAGUUGUGUACGAUUUCAUCGCACAGGCUAAAUUUAAGAAGGCUUUUGCAAGUGCCACGAAAGUUCUGGACCAGCGUUCGCCUCCAUCUCCGGAAGCGGAAGAAGAGGAUCCGUUGCGGGAGCUGUUUCUGUUUGUGGUGACCAAGUACGCGGAUCAGCUUGAACAGGAGGGCAAAAUCGAACAAGUGUUCGAAAUUAUCGAGCAAGGACUGGAAUAUUUCCCCGAGCAUCCUGAGCUACUGAACGAGACGGGCGUACGAUUGCAAAGAUAUGGUCGCUCGCUGGAGGCUUCCAUUUGUUUUGAGCGUGUGCUGCUGCAGGAUUCUCGCUACUUGAAGGCAUACCAAAACCUGCAAAAUACCAAGUGCGAGCUGGUAGAACGAUGGCACUUCCGGAUGCUGAACGACGUUGUGCGCAACGCAGCUUUUCGAGCGGCUAUCGAGAGCCAGAUUGCGAACGGGUACAACGAAGUGCUUGACAUUGGCACUGGGACCGGGUUGCUGUCGAUGUAUGCGCUGCAAUGCGAGGGCAUACGUAAAGCCGCCGCCUGUGACGGUUCCGAAAUAAUGGUACAAAUAGCGAGGGACGUUUUUGGCGCGAAUGGGCUGAGCGAUCGCAUCUGUUUGUUUCAAAGCUUCUCGCAGGAUCUUAAGAUCGGUGAGCGGUUUUCGUUGAUUGUAACUGAGACGCUCGAUUCCGGCGCCUUCGGGGAAGGCAUCCUAGAAACGCUGAUUCAUGCGAAAAAACACCUCCUGCUACCGGAGGGGAAGAUAAUUCCCGCAAAGGUUACACUGCACGUGUCCGGUUACCAAUCGCGCGCCUUAACAGCAAGCAAUAUUUUAAUCAACGAAUCCUUUAUCGAGGACUUUUCACUACCCAGUAACUGUUUGCUCUCCAAAGAGGGCACAAAGUGCUAUGAUGCCGAGGACAUCGGGCGGAUCCAAGCGAAUGAUGACUUCGAGUUCGUUACAGACACCGUCGCAGCGAUGGAAGUUGAUUUUAAUGAUCUCGAUUGUCUGAUGCGCUAUCAGGAAGGCACCGAGGAGGGUCAGGUGGAGUUGACGUGCCUCGACGAUGGUCUGUUAUUGGAUGGGUUUGUCGUGUGGUUCGAUCUGCAGCUGGAUGAAAAACAAGUCAUCAGUACGGAUCCCACUACCAGCACGUGUUGGAAUCAGGCCAUCUUUCGGCUCAACCAACGUCUUCCGGUUGCCAAGGACCAACGGCUAAAGCUUACGCUAUCAUGCAAAGAUGGGGCGCUCUCCAUUGCGCACAACCUGAACUCGGUGGACAACCAGAUCAGUGUGGAUGAGCACGUUUUGGAGUUUCUCAAUGACACCGAGUACUACACCAGCCUUAUAGAGGCGACGGAGACGACGACACUCGAUGAUAUGGAAAAAAUACUUGAUCUCUCGCUAUUCCCAUAUGCUGGACUUAAGCUGCUGAAGGAAGGAAAGGCACGUAUGCUUUUCUGUCUCGAUCAGGCGGAGGAUUUGGUUGAAUUUAUUGCAAAUCAAAACGACAUCCCAAUGGGUAGCAUUAUGCUAGUGAGCUCAAUGCAGGAGAUAUUUUUGCUGAAUGACUACACCCUCGAUCUAAUCAUCCUCCAGCCGGUGGAUGUCUUCGGGCAGAUAAAUAGCGAACAUUUCUGUCUUUAUCAGUCCCUGCUGGUUAAGUUGAAACCUAUUGGUACGGUUGUACCUUGCACGUUGGAGUUGCACGGCAGCGCCAUCGAAUCGGAGUGGAUAGUAAAGUGUAGCCGUGUGGAGAACCAAGAACUGGAGCAGUUCCAAAUUGACAAAUAUCUCGCAUCGUUGGAAACCGAAAAUCAUCUGGAUCUGGGGCCAUUUUCCUAUCGCAACCUGUCCGAGCCCAAAAAGUUGGCGGACAUACAGUUCGACGGUAAGUUGCAUGAAACUGCAUUGGAAUUGUCACUUUCUGAACCCACCGAAGCGGCACGAGUGCAUGCCAUACUCUAUCACUAUCAAAUUGGAUUCUCACCGGAACGACCACUGCUCGGCACGGAUCGUCCGCAGUCGUUUGCCAAGCGAUCAGCCUUUAUCAUUCCGAAGUCCACAUUCCAGGGAGCAGCAGGCGAUGAGCCGACAGCUUCAGACAAACAGAUCGAGCAACUUUACAUUACCGUACUUCAGAAUCACGGAGUCAUUAAGUGUGAUAUUGCAUCCAUCGGCCAGUAAUAUGUACGGUAAUAUCAAUGCGCAUGGCAGACAAGCAAUACGAAAAAUGCACCAUGCACAAUUUUUAACAAUUCCUAGCAAUACAAGCAAUCCAUAAACCUCUGAAAACCUACCCCACCAUUUUAACGUAGGAGAAAAUGGGUCCCUCUCAAAGUGGAAACUGCUACUCAGAAAAUUUUAUUGAUAUAGCAUUAGUAUUUUAAAUUUUAUUGAUAUAGAAUUAGUAUUUUAAGUUUUAUUGAAGUAUUAGUCGUCAUUUGAAGUGAUCGCAAUUUACAUUCCCAGUCAGUCAGUUGACCGCUUUGUAAGCAUUACACAGGAAAUAUACACAUUAUACAUUUAUGAAUAAUUAACUAGCCCAUGAGCCAGCAAUUAGGGUGAGUGCAAUCUAUGUAGUAAAUCAGCAUGAAGUGCUUAGUGAAAAUACACAUAACACCCGCCCUAUGGGUGGAUUAGCAGUAGCGCGGAAGCGAUGAGCAGGAACUAGUCCUUUACCGAUGGUUAGUAGCAAAUAUCUUAAGAGCAAUAACGUCAAACAUAGUCACAUUCUCGUUUCACCAUGCACAGUGAUCCAGUGAGUACUAUAUAUAUAUAUAAAACAAAAUGUGAUUGGAUUGUUGUAAUCCACAUAUCAGAUGAUAACCAAUGCGACAAUGUAUUCCGACACGCAAAUUCUGCAACAAUAUGCUAAUGGACUAGUUUUAUCACAAUACA